UUUGCCUACUCGGUACAAGAUAUUUUGAAUAUUCUCACAACACUUUCAGGCCUAACUUAUCCAGCACUUGUUUAAUCAAUUAGCACCAUGUCGCCCCCUACCUUCACAACACCACCACCCGAGGUUGCAAACACUCUGGUGACGUUUCCAUCGCCGCAUGUCAUGCUUGCCACUCUCAACAGGCCAAAACAGCUAAAUGCCAUCCCAACCUUUCAACACAGAGAUAUGGAACUCCUCUGGCAGUGGUACGACAGCGAGCCGACGCUCCGGUGUGCCGUUCUGACGGGCACGGGACGGGCCUUUUGCGCGGGUGCGGACCUUCGCCAGUGGAACGACACCCACGCGGCGGCAAAGGACGGCGAGCAGCCGCGGCGGCACGUCCCCAUCGCCACGUCCGGGUUCGGCGGCAUGGGCAACCGGGUGGGCAAGAAGCCCAUCGUGAUUGCGUGCAACGGCCUCGCCUUUGGCGGCGGCAUGGAGAUGGUCAUCAACGCCGACCUCGUGGUCGCCGGCACGUCGGCCAAGUUUGGCCUGCCCGAAGCCGGCAAGGGCGUCGUGGUCCUCGGCGGCGCCCUGCCCAGGCUCAUCAGGACGGUGGGCAAGCAGCGCGCCAGCGAGCUGACCCUCCUCGGCAGGACAGGCUACACGCCCGAGCAGAUGCGGGACUGGGGGAUUGUUAAUUUCGUGGUUGACGAUGCAAAGGUCCUCGAGGAGGCUUUGAAGGUCGCCGAGGAGGUCGCUUCCAACUCGCCCGACGCAGUCAUUGUCAACCGCGAGGGGCUGCGGUUGGGGUGGGAGGGCGUCGGGCCGGAGCUCGGGACCGCGAUCCUUGCGCAGGGCAUGUUUGGUCGGAUCGACGGCGGGGAGAACAUGCAGGAGGGGGUCAGGAGCUUUGUGGAGAGGAGAAAGCCGAAGUGGGUGGAUAGCAAGUUGUAAAGUAUUUAAAAGUCUUGAUUUUGGGAAAGGUUUUCGGUCUCGUCCGAGGCUAUGACUGCCAUGAAAAAGUUGUCUGUUGCAAUCAUCUAUCUGCUCGAUCAAAUA
Messenger RNA from Pyricularia grisea, 1041 nucleotides. RefSeq lists its product as uncharacterized. The transcript is spliced from 2 exons. The record is from RefSeq and is a predicted model, not a curated record. Gene Ontology annotation, molecular function: enoyl-CoA hydratase activity. Lineage: Eukaryota; Fungi; Ascomycota; Sordariomycetes; Magnaporthales; Pyriculariaceae. Gene Ontology annotation, biological process: fatty acid beta-oxidation. Gene Ontology annotation, cellular component: mitochondrion. Bases 88 to 936 code for a protein of 282 amino acids.